Molecule: messenger RNA, 1643 nt
Organism: Orussus abietinus
Lineage: Eukaryota; Metazoa; Arthropoda; Insecta; Hymenoptera; Orussidae
Product: PQ-loop repeat-containing protein 1
Exons: 4
Coding region: 521-1303 (260 amino acids)
Biological process (GO): phospholipid translocation; retrograde transport, endosome to Golgi
Cellular component (GO): trans-Golgi network; endosome
Source: RefSeq, a predicted model, not a curated record
UAGAAACGAAACACUUAAGAGUAGCCGACACUUGUUUAAAUACGAAUGUAAUUGCAAAAAGAUAACGCAUCAACGAAUAUGUUAUUUAAUUAUAAUAGUAUCGUAAAUGGUUUGCUUCCUUUAGAGCAGUUCUAAAUAAUUAGAUCAUCGGUAAUUAGUGUUGGUAGAAACAAAAUAAUGGCGGGCUAGAAGUUUAAAAUGCUGAACUAUCUAUCGUAGCACAAAGCUGAAGGCACAACAAUCUGGGAAAACACAUGCGCCCACGUUUAAAUAUGGUCGCAUGUCAAUUUCUCGUGAACCUCUUGUUCCAACGUGACACGUCAAGGUGAAUUAUGAUACGUAAUUAAUUACACUUUAACGUUGGCUUGCCCAUAUGAAUAGUUACCAAAGUUACCACCACAGUUACCAAAGAUAUAACCUAAAAAUAUUGCGCCUUGAAAUUGCAUAAAUUUAUACUCACGUCAUGCUUGGGAAUAUGUACUACCUGUAAACGCAUGUAUGCACACUUUGGCGAUGUAGAAUGGCCAUACCAUAUGAAAAUUACGACAACGUUACUCUUAAUGAUGUGCUCGGAUGGGUUGCUUCUGGAGCUAUGAUCAUCGGAGGAGUGGUUCCAUAUAUCCCUCAAUAUAGGGAAAUUCAAAUUAAGGAAGACACUAAGGGUUUUUCCCUAUAUGUGUGUCUUGCGCUGCUCAUCGCCAAUACUUUACGUAUCUUAUUCUGGUUUGGAAAGCGUUAUGAAACUCCUCUUUUACUGCAAAGUGUUUUGAUGAUUAUAACCAUGCUAAUUAUGAUUAGAACUUGUGUGAAUAUUAAAAAUAAAAAUCAAAUAACAAGGUCAAAAGAACGUGUAUUUACAGGUAUAAUGAAUCUCUUUUUUAUAAUGUUUGAGGUAGACUUGGAUACUAAAUACUUUUGGAAGUGGACAGACUUCCAGUCUUAUGUUAUUUUUAUGCUGCUUUUUGGAGCGGUAGGAGCUGCUCUCAUGUAUUUACUUGUGGAUGUCUUAGUAUUUGUUGAGAUUGUUGGUUUACUAGCAGUAUUAACAGAAGCAAUGCUAGGUAUUCCUCAAUUUUUAAAAAACUGCCAUAACAAGUCAACUGAAGGAAUGAGUAUAACUAUGGUUACCUUGUGGACAUUAGGAGAUACAUUCAAGACUUGUUAUUUUAUACAAAGAGAAGCACCAGUUCAAUUUGGAAUUUGUGGUACUCUACAGAUUGUGGUAGACCUUGCUAUUAUUACGCAAGUAUACUUGUAUAGGACAAAUCCUGCUGCUUUACGGACAGGUACAAGAGCGGAUUAAGAAUAAUUGUACUCCUAGUUUAUCAAAAUACUGCUGUAAAAUACUUUUACAUAUAUUUAAUGAUCAUGAAAACAAUUCUUCCACCUUAUUAGAUAGAUCUACCUAUACCAAACAACGAAUUAUUAUACUUUUAUACAGUCAGAUUAGUGUAAUAUAUUUUAUAACAAUUGUGAUGUAUAGUAAAUACUAUUACUUUUCCAAGUUUUACGAAGAGCAUUAUAUAUAAAACAAUUAAUAUAUUAAGUCAGUGUAACUAACUUAUAUUUUUAGUACAUUUUAUUUCUAUGAAUAAAUUAUAGUGCGACCUUGUUAAUUUUGUGCUUUAAAAUACAUUUUUGUG